Molecule: messenger RNA, 1233 nt
Organism: Jaculus jaculus (lesser Egyptian jerboa)
Lineage: Eukaryota; Metazoa; Chordata; Mammalia; Rodentia; Dipodidae
Product: upstream-binding factor 1-like protein 1
Exons: 1
Coding region: 1-1233 (410 amino acids)
Source: RefSeq, a predicted model, not a curated record
AUGGCAUCACUUCCCAGCCAAGGGCGCUGGUCUGCAAAAGACACCUUGAGGCUAAUGGAGUGCAUGGAGGAGAAUCUGCUAUCCAAUGAUAGCCGAGCAUUCCAAAAAUCCCAGGCAGAUCUGGACUGGGAGAAAGUAGCUUUUGAACCCUUUACAGGAGAAAUGUGCAGACUAAAGUGGCAGGAGAUUUCUCAAAAAUUAAGGAAAUUCCGCACACUGUCAGAAUUAGUUCUGGAAGCAAAGGAACAAGUUACACAUCCCCACAAAAGUGGGAAGUACAAGAAGCACCCCGACUUCCCCAAAAGGCCCCUGACAGCCUACCUACGCUUUUACAAGGAGCAGAGGGCCCAGUACCUCCAGAUGCACCCUGAGCUCAACAACAAGCAGCUGACCCGAGUCCUGUCGGAGAAGUACAGGCAGCUCCCUGAGCAGGCCCGGCAGAAGUAUGUUCAAGAUUUCCAGAAGGAGAGGGAGGACUUUGAGGAAAAAGUGGCUCAGUUCAGGAAAGAACACCCAGAUCUAGCUCAGAAGUUCAAGAGACGUGUGGCACGCACAAGGGACCAAAGGAAAGUCCCUGAAAAAUUGGAAGACAAUGAGAAAAAUGGGAGCUCUGCUCCAGAAAUGGGUGAAUUGUCCCCAAAGAUGAAACUCAGAGAACCCAAAAAGCCCCCCAUGAAUGGGUAUCACAAAUUUCACGAAGAUUCAUGGUCAAGUAGGGAGCUGUGUCAUUUGCCCAUGAGGGAGCGCAUGGUGGAGAUUAGCAGGCGCUGGCAGCGUGUGCCCCCGAGCAUGAAGGAGAACUACAAGAGGCAGGCUGAGGAGAUGCAGCAGCAGUACUGGGUGGACCUGGACGCCUGGCUCAAGUCAUUGUCGCCUGAGGAGUAUGCUGCCUAUGGAGGUGCACAGACCUCCUGUGGUAAGCGAAAGUGCACGAUGGUGACAGAUGGCCCCAGCCCCAAGUUCAGAAUAAUAGAUCCACAGUCCUCCUCAGCAAAGGAGCUGCCAGAGCUUCCCAGGGAGAAGCAGGGGCUCCUGGCUGUGGGGUCAGACUCCUCAGAACCUACUGAGCGCUCCCCAAGAACAGGCGAGGAUGGGAUGGAAGAUGGGACCAAGGAUGAAGAGAGCAGCUCCUCAGAGUCGGGCAGUGGAGAUGAAGAUACAGAUGAGAGCUCUGAGGACAGUCUGUCUGAUUCAUCCUCCUCAAAGGAAUCCUCAUUUUUAGACUCUAUUUGA